AUGAUCUCACCAUUUAUAGAUGCUAACCAUCCAAUCUAAAGUUACUUUCCAGAGAGGAAAUGGGGAAUCGCAGUACCAAUCUUCAUUGGAGUAAUAUUUUUGACUAUUUCCUUGGUCUUUAUUGGAGUGGCCUUGCUAAUGGACUCAAAGAUCUCUGAAGUUGCGAAUCGCCGAAUGGAUGAAAAGCAAAGAGAGGAAAGAGAAAACUAGCGAUAAGCUACUUCAUCUCUUGCUAAGUAUAGAAUUUUGAAGACUAACAGAGUCAGUGAUGAAAUGCAAGUGCAGAGAACAAUUAGCAAAGAAAUAAUUAAUGGGAUUGAAUAGAGUGUAGCAAAUAGCAGUGUAGCAGGAUCUGUACACAAUCAGAGUUCAAGCGAUUUACCCCCAAGUUUUGCAGAUAAAAAGUAAUGA
This is a messenger RNA of Stylonychia lemnae, 411 nucleotides long. The record is from the annotation of a GenBank genome assembly. NCBI's taxonomy places the organism in Eukaryota, Ciliophora, Spirotrichea, Sporadotrichida, Oxytrichidae.